AUGAAGCAUCUAAGGUUUGAGGAAUUCACAUCUUUUGAGACCUACAUCUUUGAUUGCGAUGGUGUCAUUUGGGGUAUUUGCGAGGAAGACACAAAGACCUCUGUGGCCACCGUGAAUUAUUUGCUCCGCCUCAACAAGAGAGUGAUGUUUGUUACAAACAACUCCAACAAGACCAGAGCGCAGUUUGUGCAACAGUUGGAAAGCAAAGGCGUGAACUUCGGGAACAGAAGUCAGGAGCAGAAGCUGAGCAUGAUGAUCAGUGCCUCUUACACCACGGCAGCUUUCCUUCAAGAUUCGGGACUCCAUCGACCCUUCAUCAUCACCUCUGACACCGGAGUGCUGGAAGAAUGUCGAAUGCUUGGCAUUACCGAUUACUUUGCGACAAUCACUGAUGACGGUAAGCCAGCACCUCUCUUCCAAAAGCUGGACAUGGGCUCUGCAGCAGAUGUCAUCAAGCAAAAUCCCAACGUGGACUCCAUUGUGGUGGGCUGGGACAUGCAGCUCACCGCACUGAAAGUCGGCACAGCUGUGAACUACAUCAAAUGGCAUGAAGAUUUGCACGCGAGCGAGCCAGGAUACAAGGAGAUGCCCUUGAUCGCUUGCUCCGGUGACACCGGUGGCGUGCUUGGGAAGACCACACACCUUGGCAAAGAGUUGAAGCUCCGUGCGAUUGGCAAUGGUGCGAUGGCGGACAUCAUCGCUCGCAGCUUUGACCCUCCGAAGGUCUGGGUGGACAUGGGGAAGCCCUCAGAUGCCUUGCUUUUGCUCCUGCGAAGCCCUCACGCCUACAACGUGGAUCUGAACAAGGCAUUGAUGGUAGGCGACACUUUGCAGACUGACAUCGUCUUUGGAAACAGAGGAGGGAUGAAAACCCUUUUGGUGCUCACGGGCGUGACGAGCCAACUGGAGCUUGAUGAAGAGCUGCGAGCCAAUGGCCCCGGUCUGCGGAGGCCCAGCUAUGUGUUGCCCAAGCUUGGCAGCUUUGUGGACUCUGGUCACAUUGCCAGGGGCGACAAGGUGUAA
Durusdinium trenchii is the source of this 1023-nucleotide messenger RNA. The record is from the annotation of a GenBank genome assembly. Lineage: Eukaryota; Dinophyceae; Suessiales; Symbiodiniaceae.